AUGUCAGUACUUGAGCUUGUUGCUGACAGGAGCUCGGAAAUAUUGCUCGAGGUAGUCAAGGGUGCCUCUUCAUUGCCAAGUCAGCAAGUUGCUUAUGUUGAUGGCUCGUUGGACUUGCUCACCCCCGGCCAUAUUUCGUCUCUCGAAGAAGUCGUUUCUAUCGAACAACAGCCGCAGUCAUAA
Molecule: messenger RNA, 183 nt
Organism: Colletotrichum graminicola M1.001
Lineage: Eukaryota; Fungi; Ascomycota; Sordariomycetes; Glomerellales; Glomerellaceae
Exons: 2
Coding region: 1-183 (60 amino acids)
Source: RefSeq, a predicted model, not a curated record